UCUUAGCUGUGGGAGGAAGGGCGUUGGCAGGAUGGCAACAACUGCAGUAGUGUGGUGGUAUAUAAGGAUCCGUCUGCCCAGACUAGCUUCUCUCUGGAUAUGGAGCUGGAGUUACAAAGCCAGAGAGGAAAAACCCUGAGCCAGUCUGCCAUCGAAAGCCAGGAGGGUGAAUCCAUGGCCAACUCCAUGCAUGACCAGAUGGCAGACUUCCCCAUGUUGGACCUGGAGACUCCUCCAGAGUACUACAGCUUCAACAGCACUAGGAUGGACCGCACAGAGUGGAACGACACCAGCAUCAACACCAGCCAGUUAGCUGAGCCGGACCUCGACGACUCACUAUCACUCAUGGCCACCAUGGGGAGCACUGAGCAGCCUAGCGGCGCAGUGGAGGUGGAGCCACCUGAAGGCAGUAUGGUGUCUUCCUGCGCUGGAGACCGCAGCGAGUACUGUGAUUGGACUUACGACAACUGCCCCGGCAACCUAGCAAAUGAGGAAGAGGCCUCGAGAUGCGAGCUAGAGAAUAACGGUGUCGACUACCGGAGCCUCAUGAAAGAGGAUGGGAGUAUUCUCAUGUAUAAAGCAAGUAAUGAGGGGACACCUGACUUAAACGUGACACCCCCUCAAGGCCAAACCAAGAUGGACCAGUCUGGUUGGUCUAGAGAGAGUCGCAGUGCACCCCAAAGCCUGAAGAAAGAGGAGCUGUCCAUCUAUGAGGAGUCCUUCUUGUCAAUAAGCCCUGGUGGGGCAUCGGCGGACGUCGUGACCACCACACAGCAUGAGAACGGUAUGUCUGCGUUCUCGCUAGUCAAUCUGAACCAGACUUUUGAUCUCUCGCCUUCACGGGUCACAGAAGCCAGGCUAAGCACAGCCGACCAUUCAACAAAUACUUGGCCUGCCGUCGCUAAACAUGUGUUGGUUGGUAUUGACCACAGUCUAACAGGCUGCAACCAGAACACACAAACUCAGGGCACAGCUACAACUGACAAGUCUGUCAUCACUGAAGUCCACAUGGCAGACCUGGAGUAUCUGACUGAGGAAUUCAUCAAGCUGAAAUUUUCUCAAGAGGAACUGAAAGAGCUGAAAGAGCAAAUGGCAAGCUCUGCAGGCGGUGUGAGUGUGAGAGAUGGAAGAGGCUGUGACAACGCGGUCCGUGGUGAAUGUGACUGUGGCCAGCGUGCCACGCGGGCAGAGCUGAACCUGCUGGCCCUGCAGUAUGGGAUGUGCCAACGGCACUGCUGGAGACGCUACUACACCUCACCUGAGGGAGACCGUCUGGUCCAGGGGACUGAGGGCCCUCCUGAGAGCCUGGUGACGGUGCUGCAGGUCCUGGAGGUAGACUACAGAGAGAUGAGGAGACGGGUCCUGUCAGGUAUACCCCUGGACCAGCUCAGGCCCCUGUCUGUCGACACCCAGAGGAUCACCUCAGGGACCAGCUAUGUCCCCCAACAUAUAAUUGACGAGUCUUUGGGAAAUGCUCUGUCUGAUGCCUCAGGUAGGAGCUCCCAGCAGUUGCAGGUAGAGGAUGCCCGUGUUGACGACGCCAGUGUAGGUGGUGAUGGAGAGUUAAACAGACCCAGUCUGUCCCAGUCUGUUUUAUCAGUCCUUGGACAGGAUGAUGGGAUGGUUGGCAGGAUCAAGGCAGAAGGGCCCGUUGGUAACCCAAAGGCUGAGGACUGCAGAUCUGUGAAAGCGGUCAUCCACCUCCCCCAGCAGCCUGUAGUCAACCGGAGGCCCAGGCCAGGUGGAACCAAAGACCACAACUCGAGCGAGGCGUGGUUCGAUGCAGAGGAGGACCUUGAGCCUGAUGGUGUAGAGCUGAAGGAAGGAGGUCUGGCUGAGGUCCUGGUGGAGGAAGGAAAUGGCAAGAAUAGGGUUGAGGGGGAAAAGCUGCAUGACAGACAUACCCCUAAAGAUUUUUCGUUCACGGGAGGCGUUGGGGAGAAGGAUCAGAGCUCCUUCCUGUGCGUCACAGACCUUCCCAGUGAUGUCACGGAGAGAGAAGUUAUGCUCUGGUUUGAGAAGUAUCAGGCUUCUGAAGUGAGCAUUUCCAUCUUCAGCAACAACCUCCGAGUUGCCAUAGUGACUGUGAGUGGUCCAAAGAUGGCUGACAGUGCAGUGAGUGAGAUGGACGGGUGCAGUAUGCAUGGACAGAAGGUGCAUGUGGCGCACAUCUGCAGCCCAAGCCACACUGGUAACCAGAGCCAGGGUCAGGGGCGGCAAACCCAGCAGCAGCAUAGUCCCUCAGCCAGCACCAAGGCAGGGCCCUCUGGAGACACUCCAUGCCCCCAAGACUCCAAGAGGAGAAACACCCAUAUCACCACCCCACUGAUGCCCCUGCAGCUCAGCCUCCAGAAGAGGACCACCGUGUGUGACUCCCCCACGGCGUCGGGGACCUGUGUGCCCCAGCACUACGCCACCAUGGGUAGCUUCGAUACACUGAUGGCCCAUUUGUCAUUGCGCCACCCAGAGGCAGGGAGGCAAAGGAUUGUAGAUGCCCUGCUGGAGCUGAGGGCCAAACACCAGGGGUUCCUCAGUGGCCUGCCUCUCAAGACCAUUGUAAACAUGACCUCUGACCUGCUGACACGAUAAGGACUCCACUUUCUAUUCUAUUGUUGAUAUUUGCCUUUGUUGAAACACAGGUUACAGGUUUGCCCAAAGCCAGGCUUUUGAUUUACUUGAAUGUAGUAAACAACUUAUCCACUGUUUUGUUUGUUCCUCACAUACGGAAUGUUAUUACUCUACUCUUUUGCUACAAUACUCAGUGAAUUGUUUUAUCUACUUUUGAACCUGAAAAGUGCAAAUAUUAAUAAUUUUUUUGUAGUUUGCAAAUUGUUCAAUUACAAUUUAAUUGUUAAUUCAAAUCACGGUAGAAUUGCAAAGGAGUUUUGCAGAAUGUUUUAUGUUCUGUUUCAGUUAAAAUAAAUCUGAGAACCUGAAAUGUUCUUGGAUAUCAGGGUAGGUUGUGUUUAAAAAUACAUUUGUUUUGUUCUCAACGGGACAAUUUGCUUAAUAAUGUCUGGAAGUGUAGUUCAUGUAUCCUUCCAGAUUCUACCAUUUUCCCCUUUGUCCACCCUUUCAGUAUUAUAAUACUGUUAUUGACAAAGCUACAGUGCCUUCAGAAAGUAUUCAUACCCCUUGACUUAUUCCACAUUUUGUCAGACUGAAUUCAAAAUGGAUAAAAUAGAUCUACACACAAUACCCCAUAAUGACAAAGUAAGCAUGUUUUUAGUUUUGUCAUAUGUAGAAAAUGAAAUGCAGAAGCAUCUCAUUUACAUAAAUGUUCACACCCCUGAGUCAAUACUUUGUAGAAGCACCUUUGGCAGUGAUUACAGCAGUGAGUCUUUCUGGGUAAGUCUAAGAGCUUUGCACACCUGGAUUGUGUAACAUUUGCCCAUUUAUUAUUUUCAAAAUUGGUUGUUGGUCUUUGUUACAACCAUUUUCAGGUUUUGCCAUAGAUUUUCAAGCUGUAACUCAGACACUCAGGAACAUUCACCCGCUUCUUGGUAAGGAAUUCCAGUGUAGAUUUGGUCUUGUUUUAGGUUAUUGUCCUGCUGAAAGGUGAAUUGAUCUCCCAGUGUCUGGUGGAAAGCAGAUGACCAGGUUUUCCGCUAGGAUUUUGCCUGUGCUUAAUGCCAUAAUGUUUUGUGUUUUUUAUUUUUAUUUUUUUAUUUUAUUCUCCCCAGUCUUUUACGAUUACAAGCAUACCCAUAACAUGACGCAUCCACCACUGUGUAUUUUCCGAAGGCACUGUAAUUAGCCUGUUGGAUGUAUAAUUUCUGUUUGGAUAUUGUUGCUUUAAUAAAAGAGACUAUAGUUUGGGA
Molecule: messenger RNA, 3821 nt
Organism: Oncorhynchus mykiss (rainbow trout)
Lineage: Eukaryota; Metazoa; Chordata; Actinopteri; Salmoniformes; Salmonidae
Gene: rbm44
Product: RNA binding motif protein 44
Molecular function (GO): RNA binding
Source: RefSeq, a predicted model, not a curated record